UGCUAAGACGCGGGGCGCGCGCCCGGCGCCGCACAGCCUUAUGGGGCUCGUAGUCCGCGGGCGCCUCUGGCUCAGGGCACGCCGGCCCGGCCGCCGCCUGGUCUUGGGGCGCCAUGGCUGCGUGCCCGCCUCUGCGGACGCCGCCCCUCGCCCCGCCGCCUACCGCGGCUCAGGAUGUGCCUGGGGGGCCGGCGGAGCAGAGUGAAACAGCAUCCGAGGACCGCAGCAAUGCAGGGCCCUUGGACAGACUUCUCCCACCUGUGGGUACUGGGCGCUCACGGAAGCGUACUACCAGCCAAUGCAAGUCUGCCCCACUGCUGCGCACAAGCAAGCGUACUAUCUACACGGCCGGGCGGCCACCCUGGUACAAUGAGCAUGGCACACAGUCCAAAGAAGCCUUCGCCAUUGGCCUGGGAGGUGGCAGUGCCUCCGGGAAGACCACUGUGGCCAGAAUGAUCAUCGAGGCACUGGACGUACCCUGGGUAGUCUUGCUGUCCAUGGACUCUUUCUACAAGGUUCUGACACAGCAGCAGCAGGAGCAGGCUGCCCACAACAACUUCAACUUUGACCAUCCUGAUGCCUUUGACUUUGACCUUAUCAUUUCCACUCUCAAGAAGCUGAAACAGGGCAGGAGUGUCCAAGUGCCCAUCUAUGACUUCACCACCCACAGCCGGAAAAAGGACUGGAAAACUCUGUAUGGUGCAAACGUCAUUAUCUUUGAGGGCAUCAUGGCUUUUGCUGACAAAACACUGCUGGAGCUCUUGGACAUGAAGAUCUUUGUGGACACAGACUCUGACAUCCGCCUGGUUCGGCGGCUGCGCCGGGACAUCGGUGAGCGAGGCCGGGACAUUGAGGGCGUCAUCAAGCAGUAUAACAAGUUUGUGAAGCCUGCCUUUGACCAGUAUAUCCAGCCCACCAUGCGUCUGGCAGACAUUGUGGUGCCCAGAGGGAGCGGGAACACAGUGGCCAUCGACUUGAUCGUGCAGCAUGUACACAGCCAGCUGGAGGAGCGUGAACUCAGCGUCAGGGCCGCACUGGCCUCAGCUCACCAGUGCCACCCCCUUCCCCGGACGCUGAGUGUCCUCAAGAGCACGCCGCAGGUACGGGGCAUGCACACCAUCAUCAGGGACAAGGAGACCAGCCGGGACGAAUUCAUCUUCUACUCUAAGAGGCUGAUGAGGCUGCUCAUAGAGCACGCACUGUCCUUCCUGCCCUUCCAGGACUGUGUCGUCCAGACCCCGCAAGGGCAGAACUACGCGGGCAAGUGCUACGCGGGGAAGCAGAUCACUGGUGUGUCCAUCCUGCGAGCCGGGGAGACAAUGGAGCCCGCACUGCGUGCUGUGUGCAAGGAUGUGCGCAUCGGCACCAUCCUCAUCCAGACUAACCAGCUCACCGGGGAGCCUGAGCUCCACUACCUGAGGCUGCCUAAGGAUAUCAGUGACGACCACGUGAUUCUGAUGGACUGCACAGUGUCCACAGGCGCUGCUGCCAUGAUGGCCGUGCGAGUGCUCCUGGACCAUGAUGUGCCGGAGGCCAAGAUCUUCUUGCUGUCCCUGCUCAUGGCGGAGAUGGGCGUGCAUUCCGUGGCCUAUGCGUUCCCGCUGAGAAUCAUCACCACCGCUGUGGACAAGCGCGUCAAUGACCUUUUCCGCAUCAUCCCAGGCAUCGGGAACUUUGGUGAUCGCUAUUUUGGGACGGAUGCAGUCCCUGAUGGCAGUGAUGAAGAAGAAGUGGCUUUCCACUGGUUAGUGCCCAGGCUGAGGCCACGCCAGUGCCCAACUAAUCUCCUGCCUCCUUGCCUGGGGUUGCAGAGCAGAUAGAUGGUAACUUAUUUUAAUUUAAACACUGGCUGGGCACUGGUGGCUCAUGCCUGUAACCCUAGUUACUUGAGAGGCUGAGAUAGGGAGAAUGGAGGCUAGAGGCCAGUCCAGCAAAUAGUUCCUGAGGCACCUACCCCCACCCCACCCCCAUUUCCUCUGCCUGAAUCUGAGGGCUCUGCCUCAGUAUUUCCAAUCCACCAAAAUGGACUGGAGGUGUGGCUCAAGCCAUAAAGCGCCUGCUUUGCAAGCACAAAGUCCUGAGUGAGUUCAAACUCCAGCCCCACCAAAAUCAAAAAAUGUUACCAAUAAAACUUGAUUUACACAUUUUAUAAAAUAAAUAAAAUGAAAAUGAAGAUGUGACUGGUAAGCUGGGCUUCAGAAGUCGUGUCCUGGGCAGUCUACCCAAGGGCUUCAGGAGUUGGACUACCCCCAGUUCCCAAGCUGUAAGGCCAUCACAGAGAAUGAGGGCAGAGGGACCCUGACUUCUACUCAGCAGGACUAGGCGUUCCCAGGUUUGCAUUUGGCUUCCUUAUAGUUGGGGCUUAUUGCUAGAUGGAAAUGAGAGCAAGACAGUAGCACGCAGCUCCUGGCUUUGCUAGAUUGAGUCCCUAGAGCUAUCAGUUUGGUAGCCACCUGACCCGCACAUAGGGAGGGACAGGGUCACCUAGGGCUUUGUCACAACAAGCAGCCUCUGUGACCACUUCCCUCCCACCACGGUUAUACCAUGAAGGGACCCAGCGGAAACCAGUUGUGUGGGUGGUUGUGGGAAGGACUGAGCAGUAGAAGGAGACCCAGCUGCAAGGAGAUAGCCAGGUCCUCAGUGGAUCAGCCCUUGUGUUUCAGGGCCAGAUUCCCAUAUCCAGCCCUGCUUUUGCUGCAUCUGGACUCUAGAAAUGGGGGCAGGCUUCUCUGGUCCCUCAUGCUGGUCCUGCCUGGGUAAGGUGACAUAAACACAUGGACUCCCUAGUGCACAUGUGUACUGUGGUCUCUGAGCUGUGGCAAAUAGGCAACCCCCAAACUGACCAGGUGGCCCACGCCUCUUUCCUGCCUCUCUCUGGUCUGCUUGGUCCCCCACCUUAUGAAGGCCUUGUCAUGGAAAAGCUUGUCAUGGGGCGGGGACAGGAAGUUACUAGGUGGAGGCCAAGCCCACAGUGGCGGGCAGAUGAAGGCGGUUGAAAUGUCCGAGUGGCAGCAGGCACUGGGGACAGAGGACUGAAGCAGGGCCUUUUCCGUACCCUGGUGAGUGGACCCUCUUCCACAUCUCCAGGACCCCACCUCUACUGGCUCAUUGAUCUUCACAUUAUGCUGAGAACCUAGGCUCUGAGUCUGGAGAUGCCAUUUCUUCCAGCCAGAGGGCUUCCCUAUGAGGACUGGGGGAAAGUUAUUAGAAGUGGGGCAGGGGC
Castor canadensis (American beaver) is the source of this 3223-nucleotide messenger RNA. RefSeq names its product uridine-cytidine kinase 1 like 1 (gene Uckl1). NCBI's taxonomy places the organism in Eukaryota, Metazoa, Chordata, Mammalia, Rodentia, Castoridae. The record is from RefSeq and is a predicted model, not a curated record. Gene Ontology annotation, molecular function: kinase activity; ATP binding.